AUGCCAAAAUUUCCUCUAGAAGAGUGGAAACUACCACACAAGCAUCGUUUUUUAAUUUUUUGUCGUACUAAUCAUAAAGAAAAAAAAUUACAAAAGGAAAGAAUUAAAAGAAGAACUGAGGCUCAUAAAAAUAAAAAUGUAAUUGGGAAGCAUGUGGAUAAUACUAAAAAUAGUGAUAGUCUCAAUUCCAUUCAAAACUCCUUCAUGUCUUGGAGGAAAAAAAAAAUACAAAAUACAAAGAAGAGUGAAACUAGAAAUUUAAAAGUCAAAAAUCUUAAUACAGUUUCAAAAAAAGUGGGAGAAUCCAAUAAAUUAGAAAAUUAUGGAAAAUUUAAAGAGUCUUCAAGACCAUCUACAAGAGGUUCUGUUUGUAUUUCUCCUUUAGGUUUGGAUGAAGAGGGGGAAAAUUUUACAACUGCAAUAAUUGAUUCAACUGGAAACCAACAAAGCGAAAAAUCAGAUGUUCAAUUUUCCUCUUCUUCCAAGAAUCAAUUACCAUUAACACCUUCAAGUGUAUUAUCAACUACAACAAAUACCAGUGGUUUUGAUGAUUCAUGUGUUUUCAAUUCAGCAUCGAAUGGAAGCGAAUUAUUAUCUCGAGCAAGUAAGCUAAAAGGAGUUAGCGAUAAACUAAAUGAUAAACAAAAAAUAAAAGAAUUUAAAAAUAAACUCCAUAGUCAACUGCCAAAUAAUGGUAGGCAAUUUGAAAAUACUUUAACUUUUGGUAAUAUAUCAAGAAACAAUAGCGCAGAAAGUAUUAGCAGUCAAGAAGUUGAGCUUGUUAGCUAUUCUAGUCCUAAUUAUUCAAGUGAUUCGUAUGAAAGGCAGGAUUUCCAUAAUAAUGUAUCCGAAGAUGAUGAUGGCGGCUAUCAAAAAGUGGAAUGUAAUGAAGUUUCUGAUAACGAAGAACAAUUUCGAACUAUAAGAGGGAAAGGAUCACAAAGGAUACAACAAGAUAUAAAAAAAGAAGUUGAAAGGCAAAAUAAUGCAUUAGAAGGUCGAAGAAGUUCAAGGCCUAGUAGUAAUGUAUCUUCUUCCCAUAUGGAUUCCAAAGUAGACUGUGAUAGGGAUUCUUGUAUAAAUAGAAAAGAAAAGAGGAAGAAAAGAGAAACAAAAAAAAAGAAUCAUAAUUCUGAAUAUCAGAGAUCCAGGUCCUCAACAGCUGAGAGUAUGUUUAAGAGAGUUGGUAAAUCACUAUCGUCGUUAUUACUUUCUAGUAGACUAAGUGGCUGGUCUAACAAAUCAACAACUGAUUUAAAUAUUCAUUCAGAGAGGAAAACAAAAUCUGCAGGAACUGCUAUAGAUAAUAAAUAUUCAUCUGCUACUGAGUCUCUCGAGUCUCAGUUAAAUAUCCCAAUGGAUGGGUUAGUAACAGAUACUUCUAAUACAAGUCCUGAGGCUGAAGAGGAACGAAAAGUUUAUAAGAAAGCAAUGAAAUCCAAGUCUUCGCCAUAUGGUUCUACAGAGGGUUGUUUCAUUUAA
Messenger RNA from Henningerozyma blattae CBS 6284, 1482 nucleotides. RefSeq lists its product as uncharacterized. NCBI's taxonomy places the organism in Eukaryota, Fungi, Ascomycota, Saccharomycetes, Saccharomycetales, Saccharomycetaceae. The transcript has a single exon. The record is from RefSeq and is a predicted model, not a curated record. The coding region runs from base 1 to 1482 and encodes 493 amino acids.